AUGAAUGACGAUCUGUAUGAAAAUGCAAACUACUGUUCAAAAGUAUUCUUCAGCUGGAUCGACGUAUUAUUUAAAAAACGUCGUGCCAAAGGGACAAUUGAAUUAAAUGAUUUAUCGAAAAUUCCAUCAAAUCUUCAUUCAUCAAAUCUAAUUGAUAAACUUGAAAUAAAUUGGUCAAAUCAAUUGAGUUUAUUGGAAAUAACUCGAAAAACGAUUCAAUGGAAAAUGAUUUUCUUGGGAAUUUGUCUUUUAAUAAAAGAAAUCUUCAAUAUAAGCCAACCGUUGCUAUUAAUCUUUCUCAUGGAUUAUUUUCAUCCGUGUUCACAAAUGUCUCUUUGGAAAGCGUGGUCUUUUGCGAUUUCAAUGAUUCUUGUCGCUUUUCUCUCGAGUUUUCUCUUUAAUCAAGCGUAUUAUCAUUUAUUGAAAUUAUCAUUGGAAAUGAGAAUUGCGUAUCAAGGAUUGAUUUUUCGCAAAAUUCUUCGUCUAUCGAGUUUUCAAUUGAAUGAAGUCAAUUCGGGAAAAAUAACAAAUCUUUUAUCAAAUGACGCGUGUCAAAUCGAAAUGGCUUUGCUAUUCUUUCAUCAUUUAUGGUUAUCUCCAAUUGAAAUUAUUCUAAUUGUUUAUUUUUUUUGGUAUUUCAUCAAAUCUUUAUCAUUAAUUGCAAUUGGAUAUACAGUUUUACUUUUGCUCAUUCAAAUGUUGUUCAGUCGAAUCUUUCUUCAUUAUCAAAAUCAAAUUUUACAAAAAACUGAUGAACGAAUCAAAAUAAUGUCGGAAAUUAUCAAAUCAAUGCGAAUUAUCAAAAUGUACACAUGGCAAAUUCCAAUGGAGAAUCAAAUUCAUCGAAUAAGAAAAAAUGAAUUAAUUCAAUAUGGAUAUCGUUUAAUCUAUGAAAGUAUUCAAUUAAUAUUUCAACAGACUUAUAUUGUUUUAACAUUUUAUAUGAUUUAUUCGUUAAUGUGGUUCUUCGAUAUGGAAUUUAAUCCGAAAUUCUUUGCACUUGCUUCUUGUUUACUUUCGUAUAUGAGAACACCAAUUGUGGAAUUUUUUAGUAUUGCAAUUAAAGCAUUUGUCAAUUAUCUGGCUGCACAAAAGAGAAUUCAAAAUUUUCUUUUACUCGAUGAAAUUUAUCGAGAGAAACAAAUCAUUUCUUCAUCAAUUGAAGAAAAUCGUUCGAUAAAUGUUUAUUGUAAUUUAAAAAAUGCUCAGUGGAGUAAAGAUUCGCCGUUUUGUGUGGAUAGUAUUGUAACGGAUGAAUUGAUACAAAGAACAAUUCGAGAGAAAUUUCAGCAAUCAACUGUUUUAACCGUUGCUCAUCGUUUAAGAACAAUUAUUGAUAAUCAAAGAAUAUUAGUUCUUCAUCAUGGGAGAUUAGUAGAAUUUGACACGCCGAAAAAUCUUUUAUCUAAUCCAAAUUCGUAUUUUAGUUCACUUGUGGAACAAACUGGUCCUUUGGAAUCAAAAUUUCUUCGAGAUUUUGUUUUUCAAAAUUGA
Adineta ricciae is the source of this 1494-nucleotide messenger RNA. The record is from the annotation of a GenBank genome assembly. Lineage: Eukaryota; Metazoa; Rotifera; Eurotatoria; Adinetida; Adinetidae.